CAAGCAUCAUGCUUAUCGUCACCGAUACCUUGAAACCCGUCACCUUCUUCUUCUUCUAACUUAACCGUCAAUGCAUGACGACGACGACGACAACGAAUUCGAUUCAUUCCUCGACGCCUCAGACGAUUUCUUUUACGAUUUGCAUCCCAAUGACCCGUCGCUAUUCCCUCCGUAAACGCUCCGCCUUGGGUCUCCGGCGACGAAGGUCGGCACUUCGCCGCAAUUUCAUUUGCUCCGAUGUCGAAACGGACUCGUCUUCUUCCUCCUCCUCCUCCAAUGUGUCAGCGAAACCCAUCUAUCUGGAAAUCAGCGAGGAGGAGCUCACAAGCGAGAUAGAUAGCGACGCAAUCGAUUCAACAGAAAAAGAGACCGAAUUGGUUGUGAUUAUGGAUAUGAAUGGAGUUGUACCCGAUUCGGUUCGGGUCCGGGCUGACCCGGUUCAGGAAAGCGAAGAAUCCACCGUAAUCGAUGCAGUAUCUCCACCACCGUCGCAGCUCCAAGAACGUAAUCGAACAGAUGGGUCUCUCCUCGGGUCUCUAGUGUUCAAAGCAAUCGAAUUUCAAUUCAAUUUGAUGACCAGACUUGUAAAGUCUCCUCCUUUCUUGCUCAGCUGGUGCUUCCUCUUCCCUUUCGACCCCUUCACCACUUUCAAGCUCGCCAGACGAUUCUUACUGACGCAAGUCUCCCUCUUUACUGAAAUGUUAAUGGGAACUACUUUUAAGUUCAAAGAGACCAAACCUACGGUGAAUGUUGCGUGUAAGUUUGGAUGGGGUUUGUUUAGGGCUGCUUAUGUAGGCGUUAUGUUGUUUGGUCUCUUGGUUUUAGCGUUUGUGAUUGGUGGGUUUAUGAUAAACCGUGUAGCCGAUCAGCCGUUUGUGAUCAAGGAGGUUUUGAAUUUCGAUUACACCAAGAAUAGUCCUGAGGCGUUUGUGCCCAUAACGUCAUGUGCUGGUGUUGCUUGCGAUGGGAGCUGUAAGGAGAGUAAUGAGAUGAUAAAGAUCAGGGGACUGCGAGCUAUCCCUCGUGGCCACAAGUUAGAGAUCACCCUUUCGUUGACGUUACCUGAGUCCUAUUACAAUAAAAACCUCGGCAUGUUUCAGGUUCGGGUUGAUUUCUUAUCUGCGGAUGGUCAAACGCUUGAUACCAUAAGGCGUCCAUGCAUGUUAAGAUUCAGAAGCGAGCCUAUCCGUCUUGUCCAGACAUUUUUGAAAGUAGUUCCGUUAGUGACAGGAUAUGUCUCUGAGAUCCAAACCUUGAGGUUGAAGUUGAAAGGCUUUGCAGAGAAGGACACCCCCACUGCUUGUUUAAAGGUAAUGAUCGAACAGCGUGCAGAGUUUCGACCAGGGGCAGGUAUUCCAGAGCUGUACGACGCGUCUCUCUCGCUUGAAUCAGAUCUUCCUUUCUUGAAGCAAGUUAUUUGGAAAUGGCGGAGGACUUUGUUCGUCUGGAUCAGCAUGAGCCUGUUCUUUACGGAAUUGCUUUUCGCGUUGGUUUGUUGCAGAUCUCUCAUCAUCCCAAGAACACAACGUAGAGACACACCGGCUUCAAAGUAG
Eruca vesicaria subsp. sativa (arugula) is the source of this 1553-nucleotide messenger RNA. The record is from the annotation of a GenBank genome assembly. NCBI's taxonomy places the organism in Eukaryota, Viridiplantae, Streptophyta, Magnoliopsida, Brassicales, Brassicaceae.